AUUUGUUUAAAUACAAAUUAAAUAAAAAAUAAAUAAAUCAAAUAAAUGUCAAUUAAAGAGGGAGAGAGGCGCAUGAUUUGAUUUAUUUAAUCAAAUAUUUAUUUUUAAAGACCAAAAGAAAAGAUUGAGAGAUAAUUGGUAAAAUUGAAGACAAAUAUAGAAGAUUUUUAUAAUUUCAAGUCUCUUUCCAAAUCUUAUCACAAUCUUCACAAAUUUGCAAAGAUUUAAGCUGGAAUUAUUAACCUAAUUGGUGGCAAUAUAAAACCAUAAGAUGCUGAAGCCAAAAGGGGGGUUUUUGGGGACAAGGAUUGGCAACCGAGGGCUUCAACCGAAUCCUAAAAAAUUUCAAGGAAAAGGUCAAAAUUGAGAUCAAGAUUGCGGCCGUGUUCAAGGUGAUUUGAAGACUUCAAUCGAUCCCUUGGCGUUCCCAUAAGCUAUUACCAUCGUCACCUUCGACCGAAGCACUCAUAAUUGUGAGACAUCAUGGAUCUUGAACAAUCUGUCAAAAAUCUCCAAGCUCAGAAUGUUGAAUUCCAAGCUUUGAUCCUUAACUUGGCCAAGGGGCAAGAAGAAUUAAAGUCUCUUCUGAUCGAGAAGGGGAAGAAUCAACAUAAGCAUCAAGGUGGUCAAGAUAAUCAGAGAUCCAAGCCUAAGAGGUCCUUUACUCCAUUACAUAUACCGCUGUCUCAAGUUCUCCAACAACUGCUCAAUCAGAACUUGAUAACUCUGUUACCUCCAUAUUCAUUUCCUACCAAUCCCACUCCUGGGUAUAAGUACCGUGCGAGAUGUGCUUAUCAUUCGAAUAGUCCUGGUCAUGAUACAAAGGAUUGUUGGCAAUUGAAGCACAAGAUUCAAGACUUAAUUGAUGAAAAGGUCGUUGACUUCAACUCACCCGAGGAACCUCACUUGACUAAUGCUGUGCACAAUCGGAAAGGUCGCAAUGAACACAACAAAUCUGUGAGGACAAUUCUGAUCUCUACACCAGUUCCACAACAAAGACGCAAGUCAGAUGCACCUAGGCGUCAGUUCACAGAGAUCAACAUGUCGUUGGCUCAGGCAUUACAACAUUUGUUGAAAGCAAACUUGAUUACUGUGAGGGAUCCUCUUAUAAAGCCCAACACUUCCUCUCCUGACUAUAAACCCAAUGCGAGGUGCGCAUAUCAUUCCAAUAGCCCUGGACACGAUACGAAUGAUUGUUGGUCAUUGAAGAACAAGAUCCAAGAUAUGAUCGAUGCUGGUGAAAUUGAAUUCCCUCAUCCCAAGACUCCUGUAGUGAUCACUACUCCUAGGCAUAAUCACGACAAGACUGAUUAAUAUUUAAAGUGGAUGAGCUUUUAAUCAUUAGCUUUACUUUCAUUUGCAAUUUCUAUUCUGUUUGUUUAAACAUUCGAAUUAUGAUAGACAUUAACAAUUUUAAUAAUCAUCAUCAGUGCAUUGCAUAUGUUUGUCUUGAAUAAAUUAUUUCGCUAUCACUCAUUUUAAAUUAUGUCUUUACUCUGCAUAUGUUUUGUGAUAUUCAACUCCUGCUAAGUUGUAAGCCUCUUGAGGGAGGAUGACGAAAACGAUACCGCAACCUCAUACAGUAUGCUUUUGAACGGACUAUGCUGACGAUGUACAGGCAUUUGUUCAAUUCCUAAAUAGUGGAGAUAUAAGGAUGUUAAUCCCUCGUCAACCCCUUUGAGCCUAAGAAGUAGAAGUUUCUUUCUUGUACUAAUCAAAACCCUUUGAUCAUAACCUGGGGCAGGGUAGUUCUCGGUUAAUUUGGUUGUGCAUUCUAUUUUAAGAGAAUCAUUCAGUAUACCUUUCAACAAAGGUUUCAAUCACAAGUGUUCAUCCGCACACAUCAAAUAAGCGUUGGAGAUGACAGUCAAAAGACAAUGAUGGUUCAUCAAUCAUUAAGCAAGGCAGUCAAUAUCUUUCAAAAAAAAAGAUGAAAAAACAUAUAUACAAAGAAAAGCCAGCUAAGUCAAAAAUAAAAAAAAUGACUUAGGCAAAAUCAAGGCAUCCCGCUGGCUGUAAUCUCAAAAAUAAACAGUUCAGGCAAAAGUUAGGGAUAUCAAAAGAUGAAAAGAGAGAAGUCAAUAAAUUACUGAACAACACAAUGUUGUGACUACCAAAAGGAAGAAGUGACUGCCAUCUUAAAAGUUCUCUUUGCUUGGGAACCAUCAUCAUUAUCGAAUGUGCAAAUCCAAAAGUCUCUUGGAACCUGAAUGCAUAAGUUGAAUUAACUGAGCUUAGGACUGAAGAACAUCACGAAGAAGGGGAUGGGUAUAAAUAAAUUUUGAGCCAUUAUCCUUUGUUUCUUAAACCGUGAACCAAGCCACGUUACAACCCUUAAAAGUCCUAACUGAAGCAUGGUUAGUUCGAAAGCAUACUGUCACCAAAAAGGUAUCCCGACUCCUUAAGGUUUACUACAAAUGCUAAGUUGAUAUCCUGUUUUCUACAAAAAUAGCAUGUUUUUACAAAUAUCACGCUUUUACAUCUCUUGUUUUAAUGUUUUUUCAAAAACUCAAGACAGACGUAUGCAUUGCAUCUCAUGAAUUCAUUAUUAAGCACAUUCUGCUACAUAAUUUCAAAUGUUAGCAUCAGAACGAAUUUGCACAGGGUAUGGCUAAUGACUGAAAGUUAUCCCGACAAACAAAAUUACUCCAAGAAGCCAUGUCUCUUACGUAUACAAGGGGCAUGACAUGUUUUGUCCAAUCAAUCUGGGGCAAUCAAGUCAAAAUUCCAAGAAUAUCUCAUGGAUGCUCGAACAAUCAGGGGCAUGCAUCCAAGUAUAUCUAGAGCUACUCCCCAAUCAACGUAAGACAUUGUCAUGAGCCUAUGAUUACUAGGGGCAUAUCGCUCAUAGUGCACAUCUCAUAGAGUCCUCAUGAGGCGAAUCUUUCCAAAAGUUCCUACUAACUGGGGCAAAUCUAUGCAAGUCCAGUUCAACAUCUUGAUCAAUACUCAGUGGCGUGUCCUGAAUCGAGUAGUAAGCUACUAUGAUACUGGGGGCAACUUUCAAGACAUCCACAUCUCCCCACAGAGCCAGGUUCAUAAGAUCACAUCCCCACAAAGUAAUCAUUAAGAAGAUAUCUUCAAAAGUUCUCGUCCCGACACAGAUAUGGAUCCCCAACAGAGUUUACAUCUUCAACACUGUUGUUUCUCCAACACCUUGCUCUUUUCCAACAUGGUUUAUUAAUGUCUUUAUUCCCAAUCAGGGUACAUCAAGUUACUGAUCAUCCCCAAGCAAGAAUUAUAAAUCCCCAGUUGUACUUCCUCAAGACAAAAUCAAACGACAAAAUCACAAUGAUACAGAGAUUUAUUUUCUCGAGAUACUCCAAAUAGCAUAAAUCAUGUUCAUACAUCAUGUAUCAUAGUAACUUCAUACAUAACAUACAUACGCCUUAUUACAUAGGCAUAACACUCUCAUUCAUUUCAAAAUUACAAUGCAUGCAUCACGGCAUUGCAUAAAACUAAUAUUUCUUUUUCAGCCUACUUCUACAAUCAAAUAAACAUUGUCUUCUAGAUAUAGUGCAGAUAUAAUAAAGUCAACGAUUUAAUUCUGACACUCAUUCAAGACAGAGAUUUAAUUUUGAUACUUAAUUUUGGGUUUCCUCCAGAGAUAGUUCAGAAAUAAUCAAGACAGAGAUUUAAUUCUGAUACUUAAUUUUGGGUUUCCUCCAGAGAUAGUUCAGAAAUAAUCAAGACGAAGAUUUAAUUCUGAUACUUAGUUUUGGGUAUUCUCCAGAGAUAGUUCAGAAAUAAUCAAGACAAAGAUUUAAUUCUGAUACUUAGUUUUGGGUAUUCUCCAGAGAUAGUUCAGAGAUAAUCAAGACAAAGAUUUAAUUCUGAUACUUAGUUCCGGGUAUUCUCCAGAGAUAGUUCAGAAAUGAUCAAGACAAAGAUUUAAUUCUGAUACUUAGUUCCGGGUAUUCUCCAGAGAUAGUUCAGAGAUAAUCAAGACAGAGAUUUAAUUCUGAUACUUAACAGUUCAGAGAUAAUCAAGACAGUUAUUUAAUUCUGACACUUAAUUUUGGGUAUCCUCCAAAGAUAGUUCAGAGAUAAUCAAGAUAGAGAUUUAAUUGUGACAAUUAUUUCGAAAAUAGUUCAGAGAUAAUCAAGACGACGAUUUAGUUCUGAUACUUAGUUUCGAGCAUCCUCCAUGAAUAGUUCAAAAGACUUAGAUCUAAUUCAGUUACUACGAACGGUGCUGACAUGAUCAAUCUCCAAUAAAUUUUCUCUCAAGGCUCGAUAGCAUCUUCAAGCCCAUCUCCGAAAAGGUCCCUACUUCAGCUAGGGCAAAUUCCUGGGUAUUCUAGUGUUCAAUCCUCUUCUACCUUUAGAUUUCGACAGGCACACACGCCAGUCUACAUCUUCAGGUUUAAGAAGAUUGAACAGGGGCAGCUGUCAUACCCCAAAAUUUGUCUUUCAGAUUCUUUUUAAGCGUGCAAAUAGAAAUGAAGUCCAUUAAACUUAAGUUGAUCCAGACCCAUGAUCUCUAAACCCACCUUGCAUUAGUUACAUUAUUUAUUUUAUUUGUUUUGGAUUUUAUUUGUUUAAAUACAAAUUAAAUAAAAAAUAAAUAAAUCAAAUAAAUGUCAAUUAAAGAGGGAGAGAGGCGCAUGAUUUGAUUUAUUUAAUCAAAUAUUUAUUUUUAAAGACCAAAAGAAAAGAUUGAGAGAUAAUUGGUAAAAUUGAAGACAAAUAUAGAAGAUUUUUAUAAUUUCAAGUCUCUUUCCAAAUCUUAUCACAAUCUUCACAAAUUUGCAAAGAUUUAAGCUGGAAUUAUUAACCUAAUUGGUGGCAAUAUAAAACCAUAAGAUGCUGAAGCCAAAAGGGGGGUUUUUGGGGACAAGGAUUGGCAACCGAGGGCUUCAACCGAAUCCUAAAAAAUUUCAAGGAAAAGGUCAAAAUUGAGAUCAAGAUUGCGGCCGUGUUCAAGGUGAUUUGAAGACUUCAAUCGAUCCCUUGGCGUUCCCAUAAGCUAUUACCAUCGUCACCUUCGACCGAAGCACUCAUAAUUGUGAGAGUAAGAUCACGUUUUUGGUCUGUUCAAAUUCGAUUGCGUUUUCAUAUAUGCAUCCAUCAUUACUGUGUUUCGAUUACCUUGUGUGGUUUAAAUGCUUGUUUAUGACGUUUUUAUAUGCUUCUAUUUGAGUUUCGUUGCGAGGUUGUGAAUAUACCAUUGCUAGGUUUUCAAAAGCUUCAAAUUGGGAACCAUGGAUAUAGGCAAAAUUAGACUUAAUGGACAACACCAUUGAAACCGGAACACGAAUUCCAAUCGAACCAUGGCUUCGCCUUGAGUUUAUAUGGCAUAUACUGUAAUUUUGAUGUUGCAGGAUUUAUAGCUACACCGGAAAAACCGUAGGCAAAAGGUCUUUGAUUUUUCAGAAAAUGCAGCGAGGAAGACGACUGAAGGCGCGCGUUUGCGAAUUUGAAUCGUUCACUUUUUGUUUAUUAACGUAUGCGUGGUUUAGAUAAACAUGAAACGAAGCGUAGCGCAGGUGGCGAAGGGAACGUGUUCGCAAGUUACCAGACCUGGGUUCGAUCCCCAGGUUUUAUUAUUAUUUUUUCAAUAAUUUGAUUGCAGAUCCAAUGCUUCUCCUCUGGCGCGCUUACGAUGUACAUUCGAUCUCCAGCCGUCAGAUCAAGUCGACCUCAGAUCCAACGCAUCUCAAUCUGCCAACCCACAAUGGCCCUUCAAGACCUCCUUACGCCAGAUCCAAGCUAAGUGGCUUUGCUUUUUUAUAUUAUUUUUCUUUAAUUAUCACAUAAAUGUUUUUUUAACUUCCUUUUUUAUUUAUUAUAAUUAUUAUUUCUUUUCUAUUCAUUUAUUUAGUCUAAUUAGUUCUUAUAAUAGACGCAUGAUUUUUAUCGAAAGU
This is a messenger RNA of Vicia villosa (hairy vetch), 5867 nucleotides long. RefSeq lists its product as uncharacterized. The record is from RefSeq and is a predicted model, not a curated record. NCBI's taxonomy places the organism in Eukaryota, Viridiplantae, Streptophyta, Magnoliopsida, Fabales, Fabaceae. The transcript is spliced from 2 exons. Bases 484 to 1314 code for a protein of 276 amino acids.